Messenger RNA from Anopheles maculipalpis, 2073 nucleotides. Its product is annotated as vanin-like protein 1. Bases 340 to 2073 code for a protein of 577 amino acids. The transcript is spliced from 3 exons. Gene Ontology annotation, molecular function: hydrolase activity, acting on carbon-nitrogen (but not peptide) bonds, in linear amides. NCBI's taxonomy places the organism in Eukaryota, Metazoa, Arthropoda, Insecta, Diptera, Culicidae. The record is from RefSeq and is a predicted model, not a curated record.
AAUGCACUACGCCACAGCAAGUCCGCAUCGCUUCACUAUCAGCGGUGGAGCUGGUCACAGCACGCGAACCACGCUGCUAUCGGAUCUAGAGAAGCGUAGACCACAAAAAAAGAAGCUCAACGAGAGGAACCCAUGACGACGAUAACGAGCGCCCCCGAAGAAACUUGCUGGCAAUCAUCAAACGUACAGAGUGUGCCUCAGUCUUGCGUCGGCCUUGGACCGGAACAGGCCACCGGAGUGCGAUUGUGAUCCUAAUCGGUCGUCUCCUUCGCUGUCAAUGUGCUCGCGGAGAAUCGCACACACGAUCGCCGUUACUUCUAAACACACCAACGUGACACUAUGACGCUUUGGAAGAAUCGCUGGUUGGUGUUGGCCCAAUUAGCGACAGUGGUGCUUGCGGUGUCCCAGCUGUGCAGAGUCAGUGCGUCGGAAGAAUACAAUGACUUCAGCGAGGAGGGAACGAUCGAGGAGAUCGUACACUUUGCACGAUCCACGCCGGAAAGCGAUAGCUAUGUAGUGUCGGUGGUAGAAUUUCAUCCCGAACCAAUGACGAUGCCCAUUGCAGAGCGGACUGAGCUUCAUCUUCAGGAGUACAGUAGGCUCAUACGAUCGCCGGAAGCGAAGCCGGCCGAUAUUAUUGUGUUCCCAGAGCUAACGCUCAACUCCCUGCUAGACACAGUGUUUGUGCCUGAUCCAGAACAACGCGUGGUGCCCUGUGACGAUCACGGUACCAUUCUAGUCACCCUGUCCUGUCUCGCACGGGAGGUCCGCAAAUACCUAGUGAUCAACCUGUCGGAGCAGUUCUAUGUGCAGCAUCAGGCCAAAACUUUGUUCUACAACACGGAUGUCGUGUUUGACCGGGAUGGGACGGUAAUUGCACGUUACCGGAAAUACAAUCUAUUCAAGGAACCGGGAACGAGCGUAACCUCACUACCGGAGCUGGUUAGCUUCGAGACUGACUUUGGGGUACAUUUUGGAGUGUUCACCUGUUUCGACAUCCUGUUCGCAUUGCCAACACUCGAGCUUAUCAAGCACGGUUUGCGAGACUUUGUGUUUCCCGCCUUUUGGACGUCGGAACCACCGUUUCUCACCUCGACGCAGAUCUUCGAAAGCUGGGCAUACGCUAACGAUGCCAACCUGAUCGUUGCUGGGACGAACUAUGGACCAUCUGGUGCCACUGGCACCGGUGUGUUUAAUGGGCGCAAUGGAGCACUUUUAACACACUACACCGGAGUACCUACGCGUGCACUGUACACGGUGACUGUACCCAAGUCAGGGUCAGGCAAUAUCACUCAAUAUCACUCAUUGACGAGCGAUGUGCUGGAGGUGCCAAUGGCAGAAUCAAGUAAUCAUCGACUGCCAGGGGACGAUUUCGGGAACGUCCGCAUCGGUCGGGACUUUCUGGAGCAGUUUACCACCAUCCAGCUAAAUCCGGUCUGGCAACAGGAAUCCAUCGGUCAGAUCGUGUGCAAUGGAAUGUUCUGUUGUGACUUUUCACUUAGCCUAUCGGUGGAUGACGAGCGCGAAAAAACUCACUACUAUCGGUUGGCCGUGUUCGAUGGCGUACGUACCUUCCAGGGAUUCGCCGACGCACACGUGUCCAUUUGUGGUGUGAUUGCGUGCAGAAACCAAAGUAUAGCGAGCUGUGGUCUGAUGCUGCAAAGCAACUCGGAAUAUCUGCAGUUCAAUUCUAUCUCCAUAACCGGACAGUUCAUUGCAAAUGGAACGCUUGCGAUGCCUAGUACACUGGACAUGCGCAUGUACUCCUACGAUGCUAGUCACUAUCGCUUUACGGCCGAUGUCAACUAUUCCAGCAACAGCCAGACUGUAUCGAUGAACCUAACCACCCCGAUUAGCAACAUGCAAACGUUCGGGAUCUAUGCGUUCAAUCAUAAGGAUUUUGAAUUCUUCAACCCGAUCAACCUGCCCGGAACCAGCACACCUCAGCCAGAGGAAGAUGACGAUGGUGGCGCCACAAUCGGUACGCAUUCAUCUGCUAUCGCACUCCUACUUGGCGGAGCUGUGCUCGUAUCCUGGCAAAUGAUGGUGUCGAAGCACAUUACGCUUCUUUAG